Nannospalax galili (Upper Galilee mountains blind mole rat) is the source of this 583-nucleotide messenger RNA. Its product is annotated as centromere-associated protein E-like. NCBI's taxonomy places the organism in Eukaryota, Metazoa, Chordata, Mammalia, Rodentia, Spalacidae. The transcript is spliced from 3 exons. The coding region runs from base 149 to 418 and encodes 89 amino acids. The record is from RefSeq and is a predicted model, not a curated record.
UUAAUGGAAAAAAAGUAAUAAUAAAAUUAAAAAAUAAAAGAUAGACUUAAUGGAUAUGUGCUUCCUCUAACAGAAAAUUCAAGAGCUGGAAACUUCCCUACAAGAAGCUAAAGAAAAUGCUACAUAUAAGGAAGACAAGAUCGUCAAGAUGCAGAAAGAACUAGAUGUGAGUAAGGACGUGAUAGCAGAACUUCAGACCAAAGUUAGGGAGUCAAACACAUCCCUUGAAAAAGCAAAAGAAUCAGUCCAGGUACUUCAGGCUUUUGCAAAAGAAGGUGCCAGAGUCGUAGCCACAGAUAUCAAUGAGUCCAAACUUCAGGAACUGGAAAAGUACCCAGUCUGCAGAAUCAGACUAACCAAUAAAAGAAGAAGACACUUCAGCCAAAAAUUACCAUUACUACCUUCUUACAACAAAUGAAUUAAAGGCGGAGGUGUUAGAGAUCACUGCCGUUUGAACUCUGCCAACAACAUGCUUGGCAUACGUGCAAAGUUGCCUCCACAAGCAUGUCUAUGAUGAAAGCCAAACAGGCAAGUAGCAGGUUCUGGAGUGCAGUGUCCCUUAUGUUUAGAUUAGAUUUUUAAA